GCUCAGCGUCGGGAAUACUCCUCAUCUGAAAGCGUUACGGGUUAUAGAAGGCGUAGCAUAUAUCUACAACAUAGACAUUGCUCACUGCCCCAGCAACGUUUCAAGCAGAUUACCAGAGCAUCCAUUGGACCUUCUGCUUCGCAAUACCCACCCAGCACAACGUCCCUUCUGGUAGCUUCCAUCCAAUAACUUUACCUAUUAAAUAGCACUGUCUAUUCAAUAGUAUCCAUCUGUUAGUUUUCACCAAUUUAACAGUCUCUAUCCAGUAGCAUUCGCAGUGCUUUUACUACUGUUCACCCAUCUAGCCGCCAGCGCUUCAUUUUGCUUCCAAGACGUCGAUUUUGCUUAUCUAAACCCAUUCGCUUUCGUCAGUUAGUACCCAAAUCCUUUGGUAUUAAAAAACGCUUAUUUGACUCACUUUGUAUUCGAUAGCAUCGGUAUAUCCCUAGCUGUCUAGUGAAUCCUCUCCCGAAACCAUGUCUUUCUGGCCGUUUGGGAACUCGAAUGGGUCAUCCUCCCUCAACAAGUUGUUGGAGUCCCCGGACCUAACAUUGGACGAACUCCUCGACAAUCCAGACCUCCUCAGCGAGUUGCGUGAGGGCAACAACAAUCGGCUCCUCGAGUUCGUGGUGAAGCCGGACAACCUCGUGGCGAUGGUGAACAGCGUUGUGGACUCCGUGGACUUUUUUCUCGCUGAUGAAACAGCGGACGCAGCCGAGAUGGCAGAACGCAGCAUGAAGUACAAGAACCUCCAGGACCCUCUGGACGGUGAAGAAGAGGAGGAAUCGGCGGACGACCGCUUAAGACGGCGAUACCACGUGGCGUCGCAGGUGCUCGCACUCGACAGCUGGCUAAUAUCAGACCUCUUGGCGGAUCAGCACGGGCUUCUCGUGCACUUGUGGUCGGUGCUCGCGAAACCGUUGGUGGCAUCGCUCCCACUGAUCACAUACUUCACCAAGAUUAACGAGCAGUUACUCGAUGCGCGCCCGGACCAGAUGUUAAACUUCAUCCGCACGCAAGGCGACUUGGUGGACAGCUUCUUGCGGCACAUAGAGAUCCCCUUGUUGAUGGACCUUCUCUUGAAGAUCACCCUCACUGACAAGCCCGACAGUCCUUCUGGUAUAGUGGAGCUCUUGCACGAACAGCACUUGGUCGCCAAAUUGCUUGCAUUCUUACAGCCUCAGUUCCGCCCUUCCAUGCAGUCGUCCGCGGGUGAUUUCCUUAAGGCCUUGAUCACCAUCUCGGCAAAUACCUCGUACACCCAGGACCAGUGCAUCGGGCCGAACGAGCUCACGCGCGAGUUGGUUGGCGAAAAAUGUAUCCAGACAAUUAUCGGCGUCAUGCUUGGACGAGGUAGCGGUCUUGCGACAGCUGUGGGGAUUGUCAUCGAGGUGAUUCGCAAAAAUAACUCGGACUACGACCAGAUCGAUGUGCUUGAAACCACGGUGGAGUCGCAUCCACCAAACAGCCGCGAUCCAAUCUUUCUUGGGCCGAUGAUACGUUUGUUUAGUGAGAACUUAGGUCGGUUUAGCGAGUUGUUUGUGUCGAUUCUGACUCCGCUCGUGGCUACGUCUAUGGGCGUUGAGUACGAGUCGUUGGGGUAUGAGCGGUACAAGAUUAGUGAGUUGGUAGCGGAGCUCUUGCACUGUUCGAAUAUGAAACUUUUGAAUUCACUCGAUGCGGAGAAAGUAGUGCGGAAGAGGGAUAUUGAAAGGAAGGGGAAGGAGAGGAGGAUUGCGGAGGCUCUUGACGAUGGCGUCGAAGGCGAAAUCACCAGGACCGAUGUCGAAGUUAUUGACGGGGUUUCCGGUAACCAUACCGACUCUAUCAAUGACAAAGCUGGCGAUUCCAUUGACGCCCUCUCCCUGGCCAUGGAAGAGGUCUCCUUGGGUGUCUCUAGUGCUGCCCCCUACGACCCGUGCAAGCCACCGGUGGUGGACUCCACGACCGCGCGUUUAUACACACAAUCUUUCUUCUCGCAGCUCGCAGAAAUCAACAACACGACACUCGCAGAGCCCACGCCCUCGUCGCGUGACGUCGAGCAGCAGCAGGCGUUGGCUCGCGAGUUUGAGGAGAAAUCGGACGAUGAGGCAGGAGAAGACCAGGUAGAAGAAAAAGAAGAUUCGGUGAGUUCUGUCGGUAUAGGCUCUUCAACGGAGGACUCCACUUCGAUCGCUUCAAUGGAAUCUUCGGCUGAUGAUGAUAUCACCCCCGAAAAUCCGUUUGUCACCGACGCACGCGACCGCUCGAUCCGCGCGCGGCCCACACUUGGCGACCUCUACAAGAUCAAGCUCCUUGACUCCAAACUUUUGGAAAACGUCAUCUCUAGCUUCCUCCGCUUCCCGUGGAACAACUUCUACCAUAACGUGGUUUUCGAUUUGGUGCAACAGGUGUUACAGGGCAAGCUCCACUCGUACAACUCGUUCUUGGUCAACGAGUUGUUUAACCACGAAAUAGGCCUCACCAACCUCAUCAUCCUUGGCCACCAGCGCUGUACCAUGAAUGAGAUUGAACACAACUUACGCUUGGGCUAUAUGGGCCACGUGAUCUUAAUUGCAGAGGAGAUUGUGCAGUUCACCCAGAUGUACAAGCCCGAGUUGAUCUCAGCCACCAUCUAUGCCAAACUCAACCAGAACAACUGGGUCACGUACGUCAACGAGAUCCUCAUGAAGACGCGCGAGAUGUACAACUGCGUGUUGGGCGGCAUAAAACCGACGGAGGAGGACGUGUAUGUGAACCCGGACGCGAUUUUGCUCGGCGAUGGAUCCGAAGAAACCAAAGACGCUGAUGAAGAUGCCGAAGGGGAUGCCGGAGAAGAUGCUGAGACUGUGCUCGAAGGCGUGGAAGCCCGCUUCGAUGAUGGCGAAACGCUACAUCGCGUGGCCAGACACAAGAACUGAUUUGUAUGAAGUAAUGUAUUGUAAGUGAAUUUAUGUUAAUAUGAAA
This is a messenger RNA of Babjeviella inositovora NRRL Y-12698, 2946 nucleotides long. Its product is annotated as SAPS family protein. Bases 477 to 2900 code for a protein of 807 amino acids. Gene Ontology annotation, molecular function: protein phosphatase regulator activity; protein phosphatase binding. Gene Ontology annotation, cellular component: cytosol; nucleus. NCBI's taxonomy places the organism in Eukaryota, Fungi, Ascomycota, Pichiomycetes, Serinales. The transcript has a single exon. The record is from RefSeq and is a predicted model, not a curated record.